CGUUGACGAGACUUAUAUCCCUUGCUUCCAGCACGUGAGAGGUAUACACGUGACCAGCCCGUCACAAUCACAUCACAUUACAUCAGACAGCGGCUAUUGUGCAAGAUCAUAAGUGUAGGCUAAGGAAGGAGUAUAUAAACUGCUGUCAAUAAUAUCUACUCCAGUGGCCGCACACAAAUGCCUUCUAACAAAGAUCGCCUACACGUUGCCCUCUAUGCGCGAGGAGGCGCUCCUACCAUGCCGGGCAAGGAAGACACGUAAGUUCACUGUGUAACCACUCCUUUGGCACACAUAGAUCUGACAUUAUCCAUCUAGCUACCACUGGGCGUUGAUUGUGGGACCGAAAAUUGAAGCGGAAGGUAAAAUGGGGGUCCGGUACCACGCAAGAGAGAAGCUUAAAGCCCCGGGGGUAGUCGAAUGGGUAUUCGAGGAGCGUGAAUGCCCGCUUCUCGCCACCAGCAUGCUGCUUGUUCGAGUCAUACUCGGAAAGGUAGAGGAUGGCAAUCGACUGGUAGAAAUACUGCGCAGUACACCUAUUAGGCAAGGCCAAGCAGGAUGGAACUGUGUAUUCUGGGUAAAAGAGGCGCUCGAGACCCUGACGGCCGACGGCAAGGCCCUGGGCACGAAUGUUAUUGAGUGGGAAAAGGUACGCAGCGAGGCGAUGGCGUAUUGCCAAAGUAAGAAAGAUCAGCAUCGAUUUGAUGGCCAGGGAAACUUUGACACGACCAAAGCUCCAACCUAUGAUCUGAUUGAGAGGAAGGAGAUCAUUAUUUGAGACACGUGGCCUCAAAUACCUCCAAAGUAUUUCUGGCGAGUGCGUUCCAUUGCUAGCUCUUCGGGCAUCGGAAGAAGAAAUUUAUCGAUCUCAUUGACCCAAAAAGAAUUUUGUGGAUUGACUUGGUAAGCGGUAGUGUAUUCCCAAUACGAUGGAUACCAACCAGAAGUUUCCCAAUCAAUGAUUCCAACAAUAUCAUCCCC
Messenger RNA from Aspergillus glaucus CBS 516.65, 978 nucleotides. RefSeq lists its product as uncharacterized. The transcript has 2 exons. The record is from RefSeq and is a predicted model, not a curated record. The coding region runs from base 365 to 775 and encodes 136 amino acids. Lineage: Eukaryota; Fungi; Ascomycota; Eurotiomycetes; Eurotiales; Aspergillaceae.